UCGCUGUGGUGAAAGUAUGUCAGUGGGUUACAUAGACGCUGCAGGCGGCGCAGACUCAGAGGGAGGAGCCGGCCGGGGAACUAACUGGGUCACAUGGUAGCACACGGAUCGGCUCCCUUCCCUUCCCUUCUGAAGCCACUGCUCCUCACCUGGCGCUCUCAGCCUCUGUGUUCCGGCUUUCAUCGCUCAGGUUCGGUUACUGGAGCAGAGAGAAAGCGGCACCGAACCUUCUAGCUCGAAUUGUUGGGCUUUUUUUGUUACGUUAUUGAGGUGGACUUUAAAGGCUGUGCUGUUCUCCACCGCUGUCAGACUGCGCCUCUACGAACCGGGCUGUCUCUCUGGGGCUCUUACUGUCCAUGUUUUAACCCCAAGUCCACUUUUUUUAUUCACCCACCGAACAUUACCCGUCAGCGACUUUCCAGUUGCUGAGCACCGAACCAAACACGGCUUCGGCACCGAGGUAGCAGAGGGGAAACUCGCAGGACAUGGACCCGAGCAAAGCUGGAGGCGUGAUCGCCUACAUCAGCUCUUCCAGCUCCACCUCCAGCCCGGACUCCUGCCACAGCGACUCCUCCAACGGCAGCUACCAGUCGGCCUCGCCUCAGCGGGGCUCCUCGCCCAGCCGGGGCCGGCCGGGCCGGCCGCUUGACCCGGCGCUCUGCGUCGGCGGCCAAAACCUUCCAGGGACUCAGAGAGGCGGCCGCUCGUCCUCCUCGGGGAAAUGUGGAGUCACAAAAAUCAACGGCCUGGUGCUGCUGUGCAAGGUGUGCGGUGACGUGGCCUCCGGCUUCCACUACGGCGUCCACGCCUGCGAGGGCUGCAAGGGCUUCUUCAGGAGGAGCAUCCAGCAGAACAUCCAGUACAAGAAGUGCCUUAAGAACGAGAGCUGCCCCAUCAUGAGGGUCAACAGGAACCGCUGCCAGCAGUGUCGCUUCAAGAAAUGCCUCAUGGUGGGCAUGUCCAGAGACUCUGUGCGCUUCGGGAGGAUUCCUAAGCGAGAGAAGCAGCGCAUGCUGCUGGAGAUGCAGAGCGCCAUGAACAACAUGAUGAGCAGCAGCCACCUGCAGGCCCCGCUGGCCCAGCCGCACGCCAGCCUGGUACCGGGCCUCACCAGCACGCCAUUAGCCGGCGCCGCAGCACCCGCUGCCUCUGAGGAGCCCGCCUCCGCCCCUUCGCCCUCAUCCUCAACCGGCUCCGGCCAGUCGGACUCCGGCUCCGACCCUGAGGCCGCCGUCGCCAUGGACACCGGCUCCAGCUCGGAUUCUCCCAGUGGGUCCGACAGCAGCGAGGAGGAGGUGAUCGGCUCGGUGACCAGGGCCCAUCAGGAGACCUUCAUGUACAACCAGGAGCCGAGCACCCAAGCAGCUGAGACCCCCCGGGCCCCCCCCAACAGUAACUUGAACAAAGCAACCGCCAACCAGCUCUCAGAGGAGGGGCGGGACGCCUGGAACCGCCGCAACAACUCCGUCAGCGUGGCCGGGCCCAGCCUCCUGUCCAUCCUGGGACCACCUCAGAGCACGCCGGACCCCGCCUCCAGCCAGUGUCCAUUCAGAGGGUCCAGGAACGCAGCGGCGGCCGGCCACAGUCCGGCCUACAUACACGGAGCCGUGAGAGCUCCGCCCACCGAGCUCCGCCCCGGCACCGCCUACAGCAGGGGCGCAUGGAGAGGAGGCAGCAGGAUGUUCCUGGUCUGCCCCAUGAACAUGUCUCCGCGCGUGGAUCCCCAGAAGUCGGGCCAUGAGGUGUGGGAGGAGUUCUCCCGCAGCUUCACGCCCGCCGUCAGGGAGGUGGUGGAGUUCGCCAAGAAGAUCCCGGGCUUCAGAGAGCUGUCGCAGCACGACCAGGUCAGCCUGCUGAAGGCCGGCACCUUCGAGGUGCUGGUGGUGCGUUUCGCCUCGCUGUUUGACGUGACGGAGCGCUGCGUCACCUUCCUGGGCGGGAACAAGUACAGCGUGGACGCUCUGAGGACCAUGGGCUCCGGCGACCUGCUCAGCUCCAUGUUUGACUUCUGUGAGAAGCUGAUGAACCUGGGUCUGAGCGAGGAGGAGAUGAGCCUGUUCACCGCCGUGGUCCUGGUCUCAGCCGAUCGCUCCGGCAUCGAGAACGUGAACUCUGUGGAGGCGCUGCAGGAGACGCUGAUCCGUGCCCUGCGGAGCCUCAUCACCCGGAACCAUCCCAACGAGUCGGCCAUCUUCACCAAGCUGCUGCUCAAGCUGCCCGACCUGCGCUCCCUCAACAACAUGCACUCAGAGCAGCUGCUGGCCUUCAAGGUCCAUUCCUGAACUUUGGCCUGGGGGGCCUGGCGGGCCUGGUGGGCCGGCCUGGGGGGCCUGGCGGGCCUGGUGGGCCGGCCUGGGGGGCGGUGCGUCCUGAGACUGUACUGUAGGCUGACGCAGCCCCCUGCGUCAUGUCCAUGUGGUGUCUGUGUGUAGCAGCUGUGCAGCGUUUAGAAGCACUUUUCUGUCUUGUGACUGAGAUAUUUGCAUUCAUAGUGCAAUAUGUGACUGCUUUGAUAUGAGCGGUGUAGCAGUGAUUUCCAGUGGCUUACUUGACUCUGAAUGUUGCGGGAGAUGGAGGUUUCCAGUGGGGCCAUCGCAGAAUGUGGUUUAAGCUGAAUGACGUCUUCUUUGAGCCUCGUGCUGAUGCUGUGUACGUUCUCUGUGCUGUUCUGCUCUAAAUCUGACGUCUCCGUUGGAUAGCACACUGAUCCUGGACCUGUUCCCCCUUCUGGACCCUGAGCCUCAGCGACUCCCCAGUGGCCCGCUGAGCUUCACGUCUGGUUUCCUUUCCAGUGCUGUCGACUAGAUUCUGACUAGUAUUACUGAAGUGAGCGUAGAGCUGCUAGUGUUCAGAUCAUGUAGUCUAGUUUAGCGUCCACAGCUUCUGCCAGUGUGUGAAAAGGGUUGCAGUAAACAGAUUUCUAAAAGAAGUAUAUAUAGAAUCUUAAUAUGUAAUGUUACACAUGACUGUAUAGAUGAAUGUCUUUAAAAUAAAUUUUAUAAGCGAGGUGAA
Molecule: messenger RNA, 3012 nt
Organism: Fundulus heteroclitus (mummichog)
Lineage: Eukaryota; Metazoa; Chordata; Actinopteri; Cyprinodontiformes; Fundulidae
Gene: nr1d2b
Product: nuclear receptor subfamily 1, group D, member 2b
Exons: 8
Coding region: 486-2282 (598 amino acids)
Biological process (GO): hormone-mediated signaling pathway; negative regulation of transcription by RNA polymerase II; cell differentiation
Molecular function (GO): zinc ion binding; nuclear receptor activity; RNA polymerase II cis-regulatory region sequence-specific DNA binding
Source: RefSeq, a predicted model, not a curated record